Molecule: messenger RNA, 737 nt
Organism: Daucus carota subsp. sativus
Lineage: Eukaryota; Viridiplantae; Streptophyta; Magnoliopsida; Apiales; Apiaceae
Product: V-type proton ATPase subunit G 1
Exons: 4
Coding region: 150-482 (110 amino acids)
Biological process (GO): proton transmembrane transport
Cellular component (GO): vacuolar proton-transporting V-type ATPase complex
Molecular function (GO): proton-transporting ATPase activity, rotational mechanism
Source: RefSeq, a predicted model, not a curated record
AUCUACAGGUAUUAUUUUUCUUCUUUAAAUCUCAUUAUUCUUCAAUCAUAUCUCCACGAUUAGUCGCGCUUAUGCUCUAUUGAUUGAUCUACAGUUAAUUUUAAUUAUCAUCUAAUCUAAUUAAUUUCGCAUCGGUGAUUUAGUACAAGAUGGAGGCUAACAGGGGACAAAAUGGAAUCCAACUCUUGCUAGCGGCAGAACAAGAGGCUCAAAGCAUUGUUAAUGCAGCCAGAAAUGAAAAAUUGGCUCGGCUAAAACAAGCCAAAGAUGAGGCUGAGAAGGAGGUAGCUGCAUUUCGUGCUCAAAUGGAACUUGAAUUCCAGCAGAAGGUUGCCGAGAGUAGUGGAGACUCAGGUGCCAAUGUCAAGCGGCUAGAGAAGGAAACUGCAGAAAAGAUUGAAAACCUGAAGGCUGAGGCAUCUAGAAUUUCACAGGAUGUUGUCCAGAUGCUUUUGAAGCAUGUGACAACCGUAAAGAACUAAAUUCUUCAUAAAGAUCUGAGACGGGAAGUUCUAGAUCUUCACAGUUUCCUGUUUCUUUAUAAAUUUGUAGACUGGUGAAGAAAUGGCGAGUUGUACUUAUUAUUUUAUUUCCUUCAUCUGGUUGAGCAUGAUUGGUUUAAGAGAAAUAUCAACUCUGUUUGUAUCUAUUCAGAAAUGUACUAGUAGAAACCUCAUGUUCUUAAUAUUUAUCAGAACUGAAUAACAGCCUGAGUACUUGGCUGCCUUCGUUUUCUA